Messenger RNA from Mya arenaria, 3182 nucleotides. RefSeq lists its product as uncharacterized. Bases 108 to 773 code for a protein of 221 amino acids. The record is from RefSeq and is a predicted model, not a curated record. NCBI's taxonomy places the organism in Eukaryota, Metazoa, Mollusca, Bivalvia, Myida, Myidae. The transcript is spliced from 7 exons.
AGCCGUCGCAACCAUCAGAACUGAAACUGACCACUUUGGACAAUAUCGCUACCCUUAAUUGGAAAAAAGGGUUCAAUGGAGGACAUGAACAAACUUUUGUUUUGCAGAUGUCGCUUAAUUCAGAUGAAGCAUGGAUGAACAAAUCCGUGAUAGAUGAAUUAGAUUCAAAGUAUAUAAAGGAAAAUGAAAGGUUUCAAGUACAUUUAACUAACCUAGUUCCAGGAAUAUAUUCCGCUAGACUGUUGGCUUUUAACUUUAUUGGAGCUGCUGAUCCUGUCGGGUUCAAAGAGCAAUUUGAGAUCAAGGAGUUAAACGAAGAGAAGCAAACAUCAACACCUUGGGCUAUGAUAGGAGGAACAGCAGGAGGAGGCAUAUGUGUAAUUGUGCUGGUUAUUGUUGUGGUUUUCGUCUUUCUAAGGAAAAGAAUUACGCAGAAAGGACACGAUAAUAGCGAGUUGACGAACGAACAGAAACUGGCGAAUCUAUCUCACCGUACACAACCGGACGAUGACAACAUUCCAGAUGAGGUGGAAAAUCCGAUGUAUGUAAGUGGAGAUGAUGUGGACAUUCCAAAGGUUAUAUCUGCUGAUAUCUAUGCAACACCUGACAAGAAAAAGCCGAAACAAAAUGAAGAUGCCGGUGAUAUAUAUGCAGUUGUGGACAAGAAAAAGAAAACGAAAAACAAAGGUAAAAUUACAGGCAUUUACGGAAACAUUGACAACAUACAGAUGACAAAACAGAAUAAUUGUGCAGGAGAUAAGUCACAGAAAUGAUACGACGGGUUGAAGACAUAACUCUGGGCGUCCGUCAGUUCUUGGCCUGAUGAACGUGUACAGGGAAUGGGAGACCAGUGCCGAGCGCGUUGUUUCUGAGAAAACAGAAGAUUUUGCUUUGAUUCUAUAUUUCAUAUUUAAUGAAUAUAAAUAUAUAUGUCGUACAUUUAUCGGGAGGUAGCCCUUAUCAAUACACUUAAGACAUGUCUCUUUAUCUUAGUCAGGUCCCGUUGCUCAAAAUGCGUCUGUAAAUAUGGUUUAUUUAAACUGAUUUGUUAAAAAUUGUCCGAUUUCAGUUUCUGUUGACCGGAGCUCAUGCUUCCAUUGUAUAAUUGUAUGUUGAAUUAUAAUGAUUUUGAAGGAAAUAUGGGGUUUUUGACUCACAAUUCGUUCACGUCAUGUAGGCUUAUUUUAAUACUACCACUUUGUUAAAUGCAUUAAUGUUAUUUUUAUUAUUUUUCAAUCUACAAAUGUCAAAUAUUUCAAGAGAAUGGGUGAUAAUUACACCCCAUCAAGUGAGUUUGAGUAUAGAAAUACUUCAUUCAUUAAAUCGAGAAGAAUGUCUCACAAGCAUUCAGCAGCAAUUCACAGAGUUGUUCUUUAUGUAUUGCUGCAUACAGGUAAAUUAGAAGUGCUGCAUAACAUUGCUUUAUUUCAAUAUAUUUACUAGUGGGCUCCACAUUCUGUAAUUGUGUCUUCACAUGGACAUAAAAAGACGAAUAAACCACCAGAGCAGCAGAAUCAACAAAAGAUGCAUUAUAAACAACAUAUACAUUCUAAUAAAAACAGCUCGCCCAAAUCUACCGUGCAUACAGUAUUGAAGAAAAACGAAGAAAUAGAUAAUUUGUAGGCUCUAUGAGAUCAUGUCAGGAACCGAAAAUUUCAGAUAUACAGACAGUUCACAAAGUUCUGACCCUUUAAUAGAAUUAAUAGAGUUAUGUAAAACACAGUCUUUUACGCCCAAUUCUGUGUUUGUAAGAGAAGUGACUAGAUCGCCUGUAUUCCAUGUUUUCAUGGAUUAGCAAUUACAUGAUGUGAAACGAUUUUGCACAAAUCCAAAAAACUGUUGUGUCUUGUAGAUGCCACUUUCAACAGUGGCCAAUAUUACCUAACACUUAUAACAUACAGGAAUUUUAUGUAAUCAACAAAAUGUGGAUGUCACCCUGUAUUUCUUGGUCAAGCUAUAUUGCACCAAAAAAGAUUGUUUUGAAAGCUAUUUCCACUUCCAUCUGGAAUGAUAAAUUAUUGUCCAAAUUUAGGACAUUAGAUUGUGUAUGGAAGCGAUGGGGAGAAAAAUAUAACAGACUCAUUCGAUACCUGUUUUUGCUCUGCAAAACACUAACUCUGCGAUGUUCAUAUGCCAGACAUUAUCAUAUCUAAACUGUCUGAUUUGAACAGAUAUAUACAGAAUCAUCAAAGAGUUAUAUUGCAGACAUAUUUGGAAAGCAUAUAGGUGAAGUAAAACAUCCAGGUUUAGUAGACAGUUUGGAUGCAGAAAACUUCAGCAACAAGUUGGAAAUGUUUAAAGCCACAGGGUGCAACAGGCAUCCAAAUGGUGAGGAUUUCUAUUCAUAUUUUAUCACCUAUAAAAAUGAUCUGAUAAAACAAUCAAUAACCGCAGAGAUAAGGUCAAUGGUUGGACUUGGGACUUUUCCCCCAAGUAUGUACAAUCAAAAUGCGAAUGAAUGUAUGAACUAUGUUAUCUAAAGGAAUUUAAAAUGGGAAAGACUGAAUCCGAUUGAGGCAGUCGCACAUUUAUACCAUACAGUAAAUAGUCAACUUGAUGAAGCCAGAUUGGCGAUUUUUGGUAGAGCGUUACUUCAGAUCAAUGACAAAUAUAAGGAAUAUAAGGUGAAUGAAUUGAAUCCUUUUUACAGCUACAUCUAAUAUUGAUGACUGUGUUACAAAUAAGGAAAGUAAUAAUUAUCAAAGCUAAGUUAUGGGUGCAAUUACACAUUUUAAGCAAACGGUUAUACAGUGCCACCAGCAGAUCUAAUACUUGUUACAAAAGGAGCAAAAGAAUUUCUACAAAAUAGAGUUAAACAAUCAUAGCCAUCAAGUAUAUAUUUUCAUUCCCAUAAAACGUGUGUUAAUGAGUAAGACAUAUGCUUUCUGUCUUGUCUGGUGAAAAUAUCAAUGAUGUUAAAUUUCAUCUUACUAUGUUUACAACAAGUGAAAAAAUACACUGUUUAUAGUAAUUACGUUCUUCUUAAAACCGUUUUACAUAAUUAUUAUUUCAUUAACUUUGAGAAGUAGACGUAAAUUAUAAAGUUUGUUUUGAUCAAUUGAACAUGUUAGGUUAACUUAUGUUGACCCUAGAAUUGACCCCUACCACUGCUUACAAGUCCGUGCAAUCACUGACUAAUAAUUACACCCGCUGUCGCAAUGCAUUAUUAAGGACCUCCAAGA